This is a messenger RNA of Paramisgurnus dabryanus, 2867 nucleotides long. RefSeq names its product myocardial zonula adherens protein (gene myzap). Gene Ontology annotation, biological process: intracellular signal transduction. Lineage: Eukaryota; Metazoa; Chordata; Actinopteri; Cypriniformes; Cobitidae. The record is from RefSeq and is a predicted model, not a curated record. Gene Ontology annotation, cellular component: intracellular anatomical structure.
ACAUUAUUGCAAUUUUUUAAGGAAAUGAUCAGCUCCUGCAUUUUGAAAUUUUAACCAAUGCAAAAACACUCAUAUUGCAAGCAGAACUGGAAUAUGACUUGUAAGGUGCAUUGUCUCCGAGGCAGUAGAAAUGGAGAGGACUCCACCCUGAUGACAUUAACCACACCCCAUGAAAGCAGCUGGUUAUAGUCAGGAGGAGUCUACAUGGAACGCUGUCAUUCAGGAGUUGCCUGCCCAGUGGACUGCUGCUUUUCUACUGACCUAUGCACAUUGGAAUACUGAGCCACGUUUUUCCCCGAUACUCACUCUCUCUCUCUUCCUUCUCAUCCGGGGGAAGGAAUUCUGGCAAAGCUGUUGAGGGGAACUUUCUUCCCAUUCUUCCUCUCUUUGCUGUUUAGUCUGCAGUGGUGGGGACAGACAUUGAUAUCUGAGUUUGUGUGAAUGUGUGGAGUGUACAGAAAGGGACACUGAAAAAGGAGCCAUGCUGCGAAAUGGCACGGCCGGUGCUGCCCGCACCACCACCACCACCACCACCAAUAUAACGGACCUCAAUGAGAGGGGAAUUAGGCGUCUCAGGCUCACACUGCGACCUGAGGACAAUCCUAAAACUCAAAAUGAAAGUGCAAAGAUUGAUGAAAAAUUGGUCAAUGGUACCUGGAAAAGGAAAAAUGUUCUCAUGCAGAGAGAGAGACCACCUGGUAGAGAAUCAUCUGAACAGGAAGACAAGCGUCCUGUAUCCAAUGGCAUCAUUAAUAGCCAGCCUGCUCAGCAAGGGCCCAGAGUCUAUGGCGUGGUGCAGAGCACAAGCCCCAGCCACCAACAGGAAGUGAUGGCACGCGAGUGGUCUGUCAAUCACCUAAGGGAUGAAAUGAGCUACAUCAGAGAGGUACGUGACUCUUUGGAAAAAGUCAGAGAGAGAAUGUAUGGCCAGUUCGGAGGGAUGCAACAGUCAAUGCAAAAAUUAUCUCAGGAAUUAAGGGUGGCCAAUGCUCAUAAGCGCCACCUAGAGUCAGAGGUGAGGACGAGGAGUUCAGCUAUGGACAGCUUUGACCAGAUGAACAGCUCUCUCAUAUCAGCAAACAUUGAUCUGCAGAAAUCAUUGCUGGAAAACUGUCAAAACCGAGUGGGAAACUUGGGUGAGAUGAAAUCGCUCCGUAGCUCCCUGGAGAAGACUGAAGACAAACUGAGAGAGACGGAGAGAAAACUAGCAGCAGCACAAGCUGAAAAUCGGUCUCUGAAAAAUCAGGUGGAGACGUCUCAGGAAGCCAAAACUCAGGCAUUGAAGGAGCUGAGUGCUAAGCUUCAGAAGGAAUAUGAGGAACAGCUGCGGGAACAACAGAAGAAAUAUGUAGAAGAGAUAGAAGCUCUGCAGGCACAGCUGGACGACUACAUGAGGAGGCUUGAAGAAGCAGAGAAAAAUGUUAAAAUAGCUGAAGCCAAGAUCGCUGAAAGGGACCAAAGAAUCAUAGAGGUGGAGCGGCUACUGAGCUGUAUGGCUCAGGAGAAGGGUGACCUCAUUAAAAAACUAUGUGACUGUGAACAACGCUUGCGUGGUUUGGACCAAGUUGACCAUGCAGACAAAGCAGUGGCUAAACAAUCUGAGCAGCUAAAGGGGGAAGCGGCAGAACUGAAAGAAAGAAUAAAGCAUCUCAAUGAUAUGGUGUUUUCUCAGCAGAGAAAGGUCAAAACUAUGAUAGAAGAGGUUGAAACACUAAGAGGUCAAGUUGCACAGAAGGACAUGUUCAUCACUGAGCUGCUGGACAGGAUUGCCAUUGUUGAGUGUGAGAAUAAUGAGUUAGAAGACAAGUUGAAGUAUUUUAUGUCUAUACAGAGAGCAUCUGAAACUAAAGUAUCCACCAGAGAAAUUGGAGUUGGUUGUGACCUACCCAUUAGAUCUGAGGAGAAGCCGUAUGUAGCUCCUGUCCAACCCAGUUCUUUCCAAUCAUCUCCAAGAGUCAGCAGACUGACCAGUAGUCUCCUUAAAUAUACUCCUGGACAAUACUCCUCAAUGCUGCGGUCCAGUACAACAAAUACACAGGACAGUAUGACAAGCACCACGCAAACUACACUAGAAACCUCAAGUUAUGUUCAGACCAGUUAUGAGAAUGAGUCAGAGUCUAUACGAUCUCCAACCUCCCCAACCUCAGAACUGUCCAUCUCUCCCAUGAGUCCUAGACCGAGAACCCGCUCAUCUCAGCUCAACACUCCGUUUAUGAGGCUGAUGGAGAUUACUCCAAAUAUUAACAUUGAAUAAACGAAAUGAGGCCGAUGCUCUUGAACAUAAAGUAUUCUUGUUUUGUUACUGCUCAUGUAGUAACAUUAGUGUAUGUAAAUUGCCUGUUGAUCUGUGAAUAACUUAUUUUCAAGUGUAUGUUGAUGCAUUCUGUUUUGCUUUAUGUACAAUGUAGUACAGGUAGGUGUUUUAUGUGAUGAAAUAGCUCUUUAUAUAUUACAAUUGUAUAUUUAUAUUUUCUUUUUUGAGCCCAUUUUGAUUAGCUUAUUUUCUAAACUGUAUUACCCAGAUAUUAUUUUGUUAUAAAAGUAAAGUCAAUAGGCUUUAUGAGGGGUUUUUUUUAAGAAAAGGAAUGAUGGUAGUUCUUUAACUGUGAUCAAAGCUUAAAACAUAUUAAGCUGUAAUAUUUUGAAACUUCAUUAAAACAUCAACUUUAUUAGUACAAGGAGAGCAGUUUACAUAACUGGACUUUUACUCUCUGUUGUUGCACUUUCCCUUUGGAGUCACUUAGGCGCCACCAACUACAUUUUCUUUACUUUUGUAGCUCUAUUAAACUUGAAAAGAAAAGAAAAUGUGUUAUAUUAUUCACUAUACACUUAAGUACCUCUAAUAAAGGUAAAUCUGAUUUUUCAGA